Penicillium oxalicum is the source of this 1038-nucleotide messenger RNA. Its product is annotated as putative zinc metalloproteinase. NCBI's taxonomy places the organism in Eukaryota, Fungi, Ascomycota, Eurotiomycetes, Eurotiales, Aspergillaceae. The record is from RefSeq and is a predicted model, not a curated record. Gene Ontology annotation, molecular function: proteasome binding. Bases 1 to 1038 code for a protein of 345 amino acids. The transcript has a single exon.
AUGGACAUCACGGUGCACCAUCAGGGUACACCCCAUCAGCUCCAGCUUUCCGACUCGGCAACAUUGCAAGAUCUCUCCACCGAGAUAGAACAAAUCUUCGAUAUCCCCACGGACAAUCAAAAGCUCUUGAUAUCCCCCAAACCUGGCAUGCAAAAGGCGCCUUUCCCUCCCACUCCGCUCUCUUCUCUCCUGGCACUCGACUCUCCCAAAUUCAAAAUCACCCUCCUCGGCACACCAGCCAAAGCCAUCGCCGAUCUACAUCAACAAUCCGAAUCCACUCGCAAACGGCUCGAGGCGCGCGCGUCCGCGCUAGCCGCUGCCCGUCGCGCAAAGCACAAGUCCUCCUCAUCAUCCACAUCCACUCGCACCAGCGGCAUCCACACCCUAUCAUCCUCAUCAUCCAACUAUACCUUCCACCGCCUCCUCCCACUAUCCUACCUCCCUCGCCCCGAACGAUCCCUCGAGUUCCUCCAACGACUCCGCGACGACCCAGGCAUCCGCGCCGCCAUGGCCAAGCACAAAUUCUCCGUCCCGCUCCUUACAGAAAUGAACCCAGCCGAACACACGACCAGCGAAUCCCGCACGUUGGGCCUCAAUCGCAACAAAGGCGAAGUCAUUGAGCUGCGGCUCCGCACAGAUGCCUACGACGGAUAUCGCGAUUACCGCACGAUUCGCAAAACGCUCUGCCAUGAACUGGCGCACUGUGUGUUUGGACCUCAUGAUCGGGACUUUUGGGACUUGACGGCGCAGAUUGAGCGCGAGGUGGAGCGGGCGGAUUGGAAAAUGGGGGGUCAGCGGUUGACGGAGCAGGACUUUUAUGAUCCGGGGGAUUGGGAGAGGGUGCAGAGUGGGGAGGAAGUGAUUGAUGAGCAGGGUUGGACGGGGGGCGAGUUUGUGUUGGGGGGAUUGGGGGUGGAUGAGGCUGGAGAUGAUGCGGGACGAGGAGGAGGAUCGUUGACGAGGAGAGAGGUUCUUGCGCGGGCGGCGGAGGAGAGAAUGCGAAAGGAGAAUUCGAAGAAGACGACGGAGGAUGCUUAG